Messenger RNA from Balaenoptera musculus (blue whale), 618 nucleotides. Its product is annotated as anaphase-promoting complex subunit 10-like. Lineage: Eukaryota; Metazoa; Chordata; Mammalia; Artiodactyla; Balaenopteridae. The coding region runs from base 1 to 618 and encodes 205 amino acids. The record is from RefSeq and is a predicted model, not a curated record. The transcript is spliced from 2 exons. Gene Ontology annotation, cellular component: anaphase-promoting complex. Gene Ontology annotation, biological process: protein K11-linked ubiquitination; anaphase-promoting complex-dependent catabolic process.
AUGGCAGCUAGUGUAGAGAGCAUGGACAGCAGCUUUUCUGCAGAGCAAUGUUGUUCGUGGCUAGUAGUGAUCUGUGGAAAAUACUGGAAGACAGUGCUACAGCAGGAUAGAGAGUUGAAUACACCCUCCAAAGAAUACCAGAAGUUUAUAUGUGCUCUCUCAUCUUGCAAACCAGGAUUUGGAGUGGAUCAAUUACGAGAUGACAAUCUAGAAACUUACUGGCAGUCAGAUGGCUCCCAGCCUCAUUUAGUGAACAUCCAAUUCAGAAGAAAAACAACAGUGAAGACAUUAUGUAUUUAUGCGGACUACAAAUCUGAUGAAAGCUAUACUCCAAGUAAGAUCUCAGUCAGAGUAGGAAAUAAUUUUCACAAUCUUCAAGAAGUUCAGCAACUUGAAUUGGUGCAACCAAGUGGCUGGAUUCACGUUCCCUUAACUGAUAAUCAUAAGAAGCCAACUCGCACAUUUAUGAUACAGAUCGCUGUUCCAGCCAAUCAUCAGAAUGGAAGAGAUACCCACAUGAGACAAAGUAAAAUAUACACACCCGUGGAAGAGAGCUCCAUUGGUAAAUUUCCUAGAUGUACAACGAUUGAUUUCAUGAUGUAUUGCUCAAUAAGGUGA